CACGGCGCUACUGAGCUCGCAGUCCCGGUCCUCUUCCACUCGCGGUCGCGGAGGCAUACGACCGAUGGACCAGGAGCUCAUCGCGUCGCUCGUGGGAGCCUCGAUUGGCCUCUUCGUCUGCUGCACCGCGUGCAUCGUCUGCAGGAUUUGGAGGAGGAACCGCUACUACAAGAAGGUGCAGAAGUCGCUGGACGAGGAGGAGGCUGCCUUCCAGGAGACGCUCGCGAGGAACUUCCGUGACGAGGGCCAGCUCGACGCCGAGGAUCAGGCCAAGCUGAACAUGCUAGAGUCGUACGUCGCGACCGCCGGCGGCGAGGCCGGCGCCGCGACGGACGCGCCGCUCCCAGCGAGCGCCGAGGACGUGGAUAAGUUCAUGAGUGCGCUGGCGGCAGCCGCGGCGGGAGACUCAGGGCUGCCACCGGCCAAGGAGGGAGACGAUAACGUAUGAGAUCAUAUACUGCGUAGCGAGUGCUAGGAGCUCAGCUGAGAGUCGGAGAGAUAGAGUGUGCUCGUUUCGGCAAUUUCUCCCCGCCCGCCGCGAUUCGUGUGUUUGAGUCAUGACGGGUGAUACGUGUCGCAUGCACGGUGUGUGUGAUGUGGGCGGCGGGGAGGGUGGAGGGCGAGGGGCGAGCAGGAGGGGCGACCGAGCGAGAGGUGCUGCUGCUGGUGCGCCCUGCGCGACGGCCGCGCACCGCGGCCACACCGGCGCGGGGACGGCCUCGUAUGCAGUUCACCGAAUACUGUAACCAACAGCGCAACACCAACUUCCUCAAUCGUUCUAAUUCUAGAGACCCUGCUCUCGCUCGUUGCUGUACACACUCGGGGCUCUGACCUCUGUAGAGAGCUCUAAUCGGAACGUCUGCUGGCGCUGCGUCGCCGCCCGCCCCCAUCCCUCUGCGCGCCCCAAAUUGUGCCAGUCGCGGGGGGGGAGGGGGCACGGGGCAGCGAGCCUCGUCCG
Emiliania huxleyi CCMP1516 is the source of this 958-nucleotide messenger RNA. RefSeq lists its product as hypothetical. The transcript is spliced from 3 exons. Lineage: Eukaryota; Haptophyta; Isochrysidales; Noelaerhabdaceae. The coding region runs from base 65 to 448 and encodes 127 amino acids. The record is from RefSeq and is a predicted model, not a curated record.